Messenger RNA from Saccostrea echinata, 2023 nucleotides. RefSeq names its product citramalyl-CoA lyase, mitochondrial-like. The coding region runs from base 101 to 1117 and encodes 338 amino acids. The record is from RefSeq and is a predicted model, not a curated record. Gene Ontology annotation, molecular function: (S)-citramalyl-CoA lyase activity. The transcript is spliced from 8 exons. Gene Ontology annotation, biological process: regulation of cobalamin catabolic process. Lineage: Eukaryota; Metazoa; Mollusca; Bivalvia; Ostreida; Ostreidae.
UACCGAAAACGUUUGGAUAUACGAGUUGUCAACUAACCUCAAAAGUAAAGUUUAUCUAAUCGGCUAUAUUAAGCCAUUGAGCCUCUGUUCAAGCUGUAUCAUGAAGUCACUCCGUAGAAUUCAGAAUUGUCUGCUACACAUCAGAGGAACAAGGCAGACUCAAGUUGCCAGAGUGUAUGGAGGCCAAACAAAUUCACAAUCAAAGCCCUACACUCCCCGAAGGGCAGUGAUGUAUGUCCCGGGCAAUGAUCAGAAAAAAAUUCAGAAAGUUACCUCCCUUGAUUUGGACUGUGCAGUUCUGGAUUGUGAAGAUGGUGUGGCAGCUAAUAAAAAGGAGGAAGCCCGUUCCACAAUAAGAGAAGCCCUUGACCAGUACGACUUUGGCCGCACUGAGUGUAUUGUGCGUGUGAACUCAGUCACCAGUGGACUAAUGGAGGGGGACUUGGUUGAAGUACUGAAGGCAAAGAGAAUGCCCCAUGCCCUAAUGCUGCCCAAAGUGGAGCGACCCCAGGACAUUGACAUGUUCACCAAGCGACUGAAGGAAGCAUUACAAGGGAGGUCACUCCAGACACGCCCCUUCCUGAUAACGUAUGUAGAGAGCGCCAUGGGGUUGAUGAAUCUGAGGGACGUAUUUAAGAAGACCGUUGACCUCCAGCUGAAGGAACAACUGUACGUACUGGACGGUGUUGUCUUCGGAUCUGAUGAUUAUUGCGCAGAUAUCGGAGCCACAAGAACAACUGAUGCUAAGGAAUUACUGUAUGCCAGGCAGAAAAUAGUCACAUGUGCUAAAGCCUUCAAACUACAAGCCAUUGACAUGGUACAUAUUGAUUUAAAAGACUUAGAAGGAAUUGAGAAGCAAUCCCUGGAAGGAGCAAGGAUGGGUUUCACAGGAAAGCAGGUCAUUCACCCCUCCCAUGUCCCCAUUGUCCAGAGAGCCUUCUCCCCUACAGAAGAUCAAGUGGCAUGGGCCACAGAGCUUGUGGAGGCAUUCAGUAAACAUACAGAAUCGGGAAAGGGUGCUUUUACAUUCAAAGGAAAGAUGAUAGACAUGCCAUCUGUCUUACAAGCAAAAAAUAUUUUACAACUAUCAGCUAAUAUUGGAUCAAAGGCACCCUGACACGUGAUUAGUUUAAAAAGCUGUGACCUUUGAUUAACCCUGAAGUACCAACUAACUGCUUUCAGAUUGAUUGUUCUCUGCCGUGAUGCCCAGUUUACCAUGAAUGAAAAAUUCAACAGUUUUCUUUAAUCAUCAUUUGAUUGGACAGGUCAUCUUGCACAUACAUAUUAUUUUGUAUGAACAUAUACAUAUAAUUUGUAUAUGUUAGUUAUGUAGCAGAUCAGUUUUGAACGUUUCAUAGAUGUACAGUCAAACUUUAUUACCCCAAACUUGAUGUGGCCAAGAAAAAAAAACUUUAAAAUAUCCAUGGACUCAAGAUUUUGAGAUAACAAUACAUUUUAAAAGUAGUUGGGAAUUCAGAGUCACUUCAACAUAAGUAAUAUCCAUGGUAUUCAAGAUACCAUAGUUUGACAACAGAAUGUCUGUUGUAACAAAUGGUGAGAUUAUUAUAUGUCAGUCUUACAUGUAAGUAUUGAUAUUACUCAACCUUUUCUGUCUAUCAGCAAGAUUUCUUAAACACCCAGGUAGAUGUUAAGGUGAACUAUGUUUUAAAAAAAAACAAUGCUCUGUUUGUGCAUAAUAAUAGUCCACAUUUCAACAUGGACAAAGAGAAGUUUUAGACAGAGACUUUGGUCAUUGGGGUUGGUAGAGGUGUAUACAUGUAAUAUACUCAGCUGGUUCUGUAUUGGAUUCUCUUAUUUUACAUGUACAUAAUUAUAUCCAUAUAUAAUACUCUGAUGUUUGAAAGAAAAUUUUUAGUCUUUUUCAAAUUGAUCAAUUCUAAGGACAAGGAACAUGAAAAAGAGAAGUACUUAUUUUAAAAAUGAUUCUCUGAGUCUACUGACAAACAUUUUACAUGUGCUUAAAAUUAUUUAAUAAUGUUAGAGUAAAAUCUUCCCUCCGUUU